Molecule: messenger RNA, 1985 nt
Organism: Vigna unguiculata (cowpea)
Lineage: Eukaryota; Viridiplantae; Streptophyta; Magnoliopsida; Fabales; Fabaceae
Product: ATP-dependent 6-phosphofructokinase 5, chloroplastic-like
Biological process (GO): fructose 6-phosphate metabolic process; glycolytic process
Molecular function (GO): ATP binding; 6-phosphofructokinase activity
Source: RefSeq, a predicted model, not a curated record
ACCAAGAAACUCUCCGCUUCCUUCCGAGGUUGAACAUUCUGCGAUACACAACAGCAGGAGCCGGCACAGUAGAACAAAAGAACUGCAAAGACUCUUUUUUAUGAUGGCUUCCAUGUCGCACGUGAUCACUCUUCAUGGCGUAGCCCCUUCUAACCGUUAUUGCCGUCGUUUUUCUCACUCCAAUCCUCGCUUCAUGACAAUGGCGGUACCUACCAGAGUCGCUACGGUUAAGAGUCAAAGCUGCAAUUCCAAGUCCACCGCCGAAAUUGAUUUCAGCGACCCUGAUUGGAAUACGAAGUUUCAGAACGAUUUUGAAGACCGUUUCAGACUCCCCCAUGUCACUGAUAUCUUCCCCGAUGCUCCUUCUAUGCCCUCCACGUUCUGUCCCAAUUCGAGAACUCCCAGGACUAAUGACUUUCCGGGCAAUUAUCCUUUGGAUGAGAAUUGGCAUGGAUAUAUAAAUGACAAUGACAGAGUGCUUCUUAAGACAAUACGCUAUUCAUCACCUACAUCUGCUGGCGCGGAGUGCAUUGAUCCUGAUUGUAAUUGGGUUGAACAAUGGGUUCAUCGAGCUGGACCUCGGGGAAAGAUAUACUUUAAACCAGAAGAAGUAAAGGCCGCAAUUGUUACUUGUGGAGGGCUCUGCCCUGGUCUUAAUGAUGUCAUCAGACAGAUUGUGAUCACACUCGAAAUAUAUGGUGUAACAAAGAUUGUGGGUAUUCCUUAUGGUUAUCGUGGAUUUUCGGACCAAGAGCUGACAGAAGUUCCACUGUCAAGAAGAGUGGUUCAGAACAUUCAUCUUUCAGGUGGAAGCCUAUUAGGUGUUUCACGUGGAGGACCUGGAGUCAGUGAAAUUGUGGACAGUUUGGAGGAAAGAGGGAUCACCAUGCUCUUUGUGUUGGGUGGAAAUGGAACACAUGCUGGUGCAAAUGCAAUUCACAAUGAGUGCCGCAAAAGAAGGCUUAAGGUGUCUAUAAUUGGAGUGCCUAAAACUAUAGACAAUGAUAUUCUACUGAUGGACAAAACUUUUGGCUUCGAUACUGCGGUUGAAGAAGCACAAAGAGCAAUAAAUUCAGCAUACAUUGAGGCACAUAGUGCAUAUCAUGGAAUUGGUAUUGUGAAAUUGAUGGGUCGUGACAGUGGAUUCAUAGCAAUGCAUGCUUCCUUAGCCAGUGGACAGAUUGACAUAUGUCUGAUUCCUGAGGUUCCUUUCAACAUACAUGGACCUCGUGGAGUUUUGAGUUAUCUCAAGUACCUUAUAGAAACAAAGGGAUCUGCUGUAGUAUGUGUGGCAGAGGGAGCUGGACAGAACUUGCUUCGAAAAACUAAUGCUACCGAUGCUUCUGGCAAUACUGUAUUUCGAGACAUUGGUGUAUAUAUCCAACAAGAGACGAAAAAACACUUCAAGGAAAUUGGUGUUCAUGCAGACGUGAAAUAUAUCGAUCCCACAUAUAUGAUCCGUGCAUGCAGAGCAAAUGCUUCUGAUGGAAUUUUCUGCACUGUACUUGCACAAAAUGCUGUUCAUGGUGCAUUUGCUGGAUAUAGUGGCAUCACAGUAGGAACUUGUAACACGCACUACGCUUAUUUUCCCAUUCCCGAAGUGAUAGCUCUUCCCAAGUUAGUGGACUCUAACAGUCGAAUGUGGCAUCGAUGCUUGACUGCAACGGGCCAACCCGAUUUCAUUUGAUUCAAGCUUCCAUAGAAUGACAGCUUCAAAAACCCAACAUCAUCAUCGUAAGCGGAAAUAAUACUGAGGAGGAUGUCGUUUUCUUCAUUCAAAUUGUUUCAUUGUACAGCAUUGCAAAUUCAUAGUUCUUCUUUCAUCUGCAUUCAAAACGAAAUUUGAGAGGAAUGACCAAAGCAUUGUUUGCUUCAUUUUUCACCAUUUGUUGUAAGUAUAGAGUAUUCUAAGAACAUUCCUAGUGGAAGUUUAUUCAAUGUGUUUCAAGACAUGCCAAUAAUGGAAUUCAGUGAGUAUAGCAGUC